Molecule: messenger RNA, 2381 nt
Organism: Gallus gallus (chicken)
Lineage: Eukaryota; Metazoa; Chordata; Aves; Galliformes; Phasianidae
Gene: HAUS8
Product: HAUS augmin like complex subunit 8
Exons: 10
Coding region: 509-1693 (394 amino acids)
Source: RefSeq, a predicted model, not a curated record
GACGUUGUCAAACACAGCCCAAAGGUAACGAGAAAGCACUCAGAGAGCGCGAAGGCGGAGCCGUUUAUACGAAACGCUACGGGCUGCUUAGAGAGACCCCGGCGCCGGGAGACCGACCCUAAGGAGACGGCGGCACCGAGAGGCUCCGCGGGCACAGCGGAUGCGCGCAGCACGGAGCGCCGCUCCCAGCGCUGAGGGAAGCGGAGGGAUCCCCACCCCACAGAGCCGCGCCGCACCAGCCCCACACACCGGCAGGCAGCCCCAUUCCCGCCUUCAGCGCGAGAUGAAGUCGCUCUGAGGCACCGCCGCUACAAAGCUCAGCCACUCACGGAGAAAAGGAAAGGAAAAGAACGACAAGCACCGCGCUCCGCCGCCGUUUACCUCCGGCGCUGGUGAAGCGCUGCGCCCGGCGCCGCCGCCCACCGCAGGCCCCGCGGAGCGGCCGCUCGCCACUUCCGGGUGGAGGGAGGCAGGGCGGCGCCCAUUCAGCGCCUCGCGCGCACUGCGCAUGCUCCCUACCCCGCCCCUCCUCACUCCACCGCCCCCUGGCGGCAGUGCUGUGUGGGGCGCUGUAGGGCGCGUUGGUGGGCGGCUCUCCCGCCCUCGCCCGCGGCUCCCGGGAGCGGGUGUUCGUGGAUGGCCAGGGAGAAGAGUGGUGAAGUCCCGCUACCUGCAGUACGAUAAGAAAGGUUCCAGUAAGGUACUCGGGCGCUCUGGGACUUUGUGGCAGCGGGACUUAAGCAGAAGCGCCGUCGUUAUGUGUGAGAACUCUUCAACAAAAUCCUUUUUGUCAUCGACUUCCAGCUCAUCUUCUGCAGCUAGAACAAGUUCACUGCUCUCUCAGAAGUCUGAAACUGCUGGUCUUGCCUCUGGCUUGUUAAAUCAGAGUAGUUUUGAGAAAGGUGACUUACAAUCCACUUUACUAGAUGGAGAUAAAAUUACUCGACCAGACCUUGAUCUUUCAGCUAUUAAUGAUAAAGCUGUCCGCCAGAAAGCUACAAGUCCAAAGGCUUCUUGCAAAACAGAUAAAGGGACAUGUGUAAAUAAACAGAAAUCGAAAAACAAUCCUGUUGUUGUGGGGGCAGAGCUGGGAUCUCAGGAGCUGAUCUUAACUUACCUAGGAGUAAAGCAGAGAAAGGAUGUUGCUCAGCUUGAGGAAAAAGCAGAAGAAAACUUGUUAAUGUUGUGUGAAGAAAAGGAGAGACAACAGGAGAAGCUCUAUGAGUUGAAGCGUGAAAUUCUGCUCAAAGAGAGAGAGGAAAAACUUGAUGAGGAGCUUGUAAAACAGAUGGAACUACUUUCUCCUCUUGUUCCUCUUCUUGGACGGUUUAAAGAGCAGUAUAAAAGCUUUGCAGUUGCUCUGGAUGCCACUAGACAUAAAUUACCCAUUAAGAACAUUCACAUCGAUGGAGAUAUGCCAACAUACCUAGACAAACUGCAAGAGCAGUUGACUGUCACACAGGAACUUCUGGCAGAAGUUAUGCCAGACUCCUCAGAAGAAAGUGCAAAAGCAUUCAGUGAACUGCAAGAUACUGAAGACGUGUUCAAAAAACUGGAGAAAGAACUUCAAAGGAGCUUCACACAAGUGCAGAACCUGUCAUAUGAAGCUAGUAAAGAAGUUUCACUGCAUAAUCAAAGAAUAUGUGAAGACAAUCAUGGAGUAGAAGUUGUGAAACACUGGUACUUCAACUGAGUGUCUGUGAUUUCUGUGUGUUUUAUUCUUGCUUGUUACUGAUGGCUGGGUACUAAAUCAAUGUCAGUAAACUUUUUUUUGUUUAUUGUCUUUGAUUUGUUCUGUAUCUUUGCUUUACUUAUGAACAUACAACACAUCCAGCUUUUCAGUUAUACCAGAAUGUGAAACCAGCAGCAUGUAUGACUGAUACAAAAAUGGAAUUUUCUUCUGCUUACCCAUAAGGAGGCAUUUUUUUAAACAGUCAUUUUUAUCAUCACAAAAUUGCCUUGACAAUAUUGAAAAUUAAAUCAAAUGUUAUUCUUAGCAAACAUGAAUGAUGUAUCCUUAAACUCGUUUUACUUUCUUGCACCUGGCUUCAAGUGCACUGGUUUGCAACUCUUCCCAAAGUAGUGUUCCUUACAGGGCCAGGUGUCAAGAGAAAGAUGUGGAACUGUGUUUGUUGUACUAUAUGGUUAUUUUAUCUAGUUAGGAGGACCAGGAGGAUGCACAGUGUGUUCAUUAAUCAGUUGGUGAACAGCUUCUGGAAGAACUCUUUAUUGCCUCUUAUAUCUGGAUUUUUCAAGAGGAAAAGCAAUGUGAGUAGCACAGAAUGAGGCUGAUGAGCAGAAGGAGACAGGUAGCUUGUAACAAGUAGAGCUUUGGUAAAUUGUUGCCUAAUUGUCUUGUAAAUAAAUUACUAAAACAUAAA